Molecule: messenger RNA, 877 nt
Organism: Scomber japonicus (chub mackerel)
Lineage: Eukaryota; Metazoa; Chordata; Actinopteri; Scombriformes; Scombridae
Gene: ptgdsa
Product: prostaglandin D2 synthase a
Exons: 7
Coding region: 113-679 (188 amino acids)
Molecular function (GO): small molecule binding
Source: RefSeq, a predicted model, not a curated record
CUGUCUGUCUGUCUGUCUGUCGACUGCUCUCAGUUCACUCUGGGCUCAAGUCAGAUACCCUCUCUCAACCUUUCAGCUCAUCCACCUCGCCCCUUCGUUUCUCUUCGUAGCCAUGAGGACCACAGUGGCCGCUGUUGUCAUGGUGAUGUCGUGCUUGAUUAUGGUGCAUGCAGACGUGAAGCCACAGAAAGAUUUCUCCCUGCAGAGGUUUGCAGGGAAAUGGUACCGUGUGGGCCUGGCCUACGACUCUCCACGUUUUGCCCCGUACAGAGACAGAAUAAAGGCCUCCAUGGGGAUUAUCACACCACUAGCAAACGGCAACGUUAACCUCACAAUGUGGGAUAUCACACCUAUGGGUUGUCAGAGUAAGAUGUACCAGUAUGAGAAGACUACCGUACCCGGACAGUUCACCUACUUCAGCACACGCCAUAACAUGGUGAAGGACAUCACAGUGGUGGCAACGAACUACACUGACUACGCUUUGGUUCUCAAACACCAGGUCUUCAACAGAGAGUACACGCAGGUGGCACUUUACGGUCGCAGUCAAAGACUCAGAACUGACAUCAUUCAGAAGUUUAAAGCCUUUGCUCAGUCCCAGGGUUUCCCCAAAGAAUCUAUUCUGACUCCACCUCCAGCAGAAAACUGCCCACCAUCAGCAUCUGGACGUCAGGUGUCCUAAUGCUGCUACAGCUUCCCAGUCUAUUUUUUCUCCAGCAUUGACUAUGAAGUACAUUCUCCAGCAACAUCAUCGUUUUGGCUGCAGAUGAUAAAUAAAAAACAUUACUUAUGGAUUUUGUACACCAUCCUCUUUUAUAUAGAGAUUUACAUUAUUUUCAUAGUUCUGCUGUUUCACAUUUAAAUAAACGAAAUUAACCUC